Sitophilus oryzae (rice weevil) is the source of this 1938-nucleotide messenger RNA. RefSeq names its product ATP-dependent DNA/RNA helicase DHX36-like. Gene Ontology annotation, molecular function: G-quadruplex RNA binding; ATP binding; DNA helicase activity. Gene Ontology annotation, cellular component: cytoplasm; nucleus; intracellular anatomical structure. Bases 100 to 1938 code for a protein of 612 amino acids. The record is from RefSeq and is a predicted model, not a curated record. NCBI's taxonomy places the organism in Eukaryota, Metazoa, Arthropoda, Insecta, Coleoptera, Curculionidae. The transcript has 13 exons.
AUGGUAGGUUUGUUUUGUUAGCGUACCGUACGUUCUCAAGAACGACUUUAGAAAGACAGAAGCAGCUACUUCAUUAUUUAAUUUUCUGUUCAUUCAAAAAUGAGUGAUAAAUUUCGGCAAAGGAAAACCCAUGAUUCGAAAUUCGGGCACAAAUACGAAGCAAGUUCCUCUAAUAGUGAUCGUCCUCCUCCAGGACUUAGAGGAAAGCAAAUAGGUUUAUGGUACGCUAACAGAAAUAGGCUUAAGAGGGCUGCUGACACAAGCGGUAUAGAUCAAGAAGCACGGCUCAAGCGUAAAGAAGAAAAGCUGGAAUUAAGACAAAAAGCAACAGAUAAAAAACCACUUGCCACGAUUAAACUUUCUGAUAAUAAGAAAUCCCACAUUGAUUCACUGUUACACAUUAAAUCAGAUAGUUUGAUGGAUACAGAAGAUAUAGAUACAAACUUUAAAAGUGAAUUUUUAAGACAUAUAUGUGGAAGUAUCAUGGACAAAUUGAAUUCAAGUAUAAGCGAGAAUAUUAUUAAUAAAGAUGAAAAGUUGGACAAGGUAUUUUAUGGUGAAUUAGAAGGUAAACAUGGUUUACCAUCGUAUGAGAAAAUGUUAAAUGUAAGGAAAAAGCUACCUUCAAUGAGCAUGAGAGAAGAGAUUUUAAAUUUGAUUAAUAACAACCAGAUUGUCGUUAUUAGUGGGGAAACAGGUUGUGGCAAGACGACGCAAGUUGCCCAGUUCAUUUUAGACGAUCAUAUCGAACAUAUGAAAGGGUCCGUGUGCAAAAUAGUGUGUACACAACCACGUAGAAUAAGCGCUAUAUCAGUAGCGGAAAGAGUUGCGGAAGAAAGAGACGAGAAGUUAGGACACAGUGUCGGUUUUCAGAUUAGAUUAGAAAAGAUAGCUCCUAGAGAUAAAGGCUCGAUUCUAUAUUGUACAACAGGAGUGUUGUUGAAAUUCAUGGAGUCAGACCCAUCUUUGGCCAGUGUUUCCCAUCUGAUAAUCGAUGAGAUACACGAAAGAGAUGUGAUAUCGGACUUUUUAAUUACCGUUCUAAAAGAUGUAAUACGUUUUAGGAAGGAUUUGAAGAUUAUACUCAUGAGCGCAACACUAAACGCAGAAGCAUUUUCCCGAUACUACAAUAAUGCUCCCCACAUUAAUAUUCCUGGUUUCACUUAUCCGGUACAAGAGUAUUUUUUGGAGGAUGUUCUUCAGAAGACGCGCUUUGUGUUUGAGGAAUCCCACACGCCAAUAUGGAUACAAAAAAAGAAUUGGGAAGAAACUGAAGCAGUACUUAAAGAUCGAACGGAUUACGUAGAACCGUACAUUCGCAAGCUUCAGUCGGAAAAUUUGUAUGACAGACAUGUUUUGAACGAAUUACGCAAGCCCGAGAGUGAAAAAUUGAACGUGAAAUUGAUUUUUGCGUUGCUGAAGUAUAUCUGUCAAAAGGAGAAAAUCAAUGGUGCUAUAUUAGUGUUCGUGACUGGGUUCGCCGAAAUCCAAGGCCUCAUGAAACUAAUGGAGCAGUCUUAUCAAUUCCCAUCUUACAAAUACAAAAUUUUUCCUCUGCACUCUCAACUGCCUACAACAGAGCAAAGACAGAUAUUUUUGCCUGCACCGCAAGGAACGACGAAAAUAAUUAUAGCAACAAAUAUAGCGGAAACAUCAAUUACUAUUGACGAUGUCACUGUUGUCAUAGAUUGUGGAUUUAUAAAAAUGUCAAAUGUGGACCCGCAGACUGGUAUUGAAACGUUACAACCUGAAAGGGUAACAUGGGCGAACGCUUCACAACGUAAAGGUAGAGCAGGGCGAGUACAAGCAGGUGUAUGUUAUCAUUUGAUCAGUAAAGUUCGUUACGAGAUGCUUGACAGGUUUCAAAAACCGGAAGUUCUACGAAAACGACUGGAGAGUGUCAUUCUCCAAUUAAAAAUGUUGCAAUGUGUCUGUUAA